UGUAAGGAGUUAACAAGAAAGUGCAAUUCUGCAACUGUAUGUAUCAAAGUCAAGUCCUCUGUUUUCCUCUUCCAAACCCAUAUUUUUCUCUCCUUUAUCUCUCAAAAUCGAAAAAGAAAAAACAAAACAAAAACAAAAUUCCACUGCUAAAUGGAACUUCCUUAUAACAAGAGAAUUAAACAUGGAUUUUCACAAAUUCACAACAGAGAACUUGGUUUAUUCAAACCCAGAAACUUCUCCAAAACAUUCUCUGCUUCUGAGGAAAUUGUGAAGCAAAUAAAUCUUUAUGGGAAGCUGAUGGGUCAUGAGGGUUGUGUAAAUUCAGUAGAGUUUAACUCUACUGGUGAUGUUCUUGUGUCAGGUUCUGAUGAUAAAAAUGUUAUGUUUUGGGAUUGGAUUAGUGGAACAACAACUGUUUCAUAUCCUUCUGGUCACUUUGAUAACAUAUUUCAGACCAAGAUCAUGCCUUUAACUGAUGAUCGUACAAUAGUUACUUCUUCAGCUGAUGGUCAGGUGAGAGUUGGCCAGGUGCUGGAGGAUGGCAGAGUUGAUACGAAAAAGUUGGGGAAGCACCAAGGGCGUGUUUACAAGCUUGCUGUGGAGCCAGGAAGUCCCCACAUAUUUUAUAGUUGCGGUGAAGAUGGUUUUGUGCAACAUUUUGAUCUGCGUAUGCGCAGCUCGUCUUCUACCAAGCUUGUCUGCUGUUCUUCAUUCACAGAAAAUAACAGCAGACGAUCUUUUAAUUGUAUAAGUUUGAAUUCCAUCGUAAUUGACCCAAGGAAUCCGCAUUACUUUGCUGUUGGAGGUUCUGAUGAAUAUGCACGUGUUUACGACUUAAGAAAAUGCGGAUGGGACGCGUCAAAUAGUUUGGAUGCACCCUUCAACAUAUUCUGCCCUCGUCACUUGAUCGGGGGUAAAAAUGUGCACAUCACGGGAUUGGCAUACUCUAACACAAGCGAACUGCUUGUCUCUUACAAUGAUGAACUUAUUUAUUUAUUUCAGAAAAGCAUGGGAAUUGGCCCCGACCCGUUGUCUGUGCCAUCCAAAGAUCUGCAAAAACCUGAAGAGCCGCAAGUUUACACAGGUCAUAGAAAUUCAAAGACAGUUAAAGGAGUGAGUUUCUUUGGACCUAAUGAUGAAUAUGUAUCGAGUGGAUCAGAUUGCGGAAAUAUAUUUAUUUGGAAAAAGAAAGAUGGUAAGCUAGUGCGUCUGAUGUCUGGCGAUAGAUAUGUUGUAAAUCAAAUCGAUCCCCAUCCACAUAUGCCUAUGUUCGCUACAUGUGGAUUAGAAAAAAAUGUGAAACUUUGGGUUCCCAUGGCAAGUGAGCAUUCUCCAAUUCCUGACAACGUGGAACGGAUUAUGGAAUCAAAUCGGCAGGGGAGAGAGGACAAUUCGCGGGUGAAUCUUACCCCAGAUGUGAUCAUGCACGUUCUGCGCCUGCAAAGGCGGCAAGCAUUAGCAUAUGUAGAAAGGAGAUAUAAUAGAGGUGAUGUUGAGAGUGAUGACGAAGAAGCAGAGGCAUAUGCUUUUGGAUUUUCAACCGGCGAUGCUUCUUCCGAAGCGGGUUCAGACGAAAAUUCCGGAGAGUGUAAUAUUAGCUAGAGUUUGUAAGUUAGACGCGUACGAAUUUCCUAUUCCAUGUUUCUCAUGGAACUUCUUGCCCUGAAAGUCCUUGCUUUUUGUACAGUUUUGUAUCAAUAAUAAUAUGUUUACUUCAA
Mercurialis annua (annual mercury) is the source of this 1718-nucleotide messenger RNA. RefSeq names its product protein ALTERED SEED GERMINATION 2. Gene Ontology annotation, cellular component: cytoplasm; Cul4-RING E3 ubiquitin ligase complex. The record is from RefSeq and is a predicted model, not a curated record. Bases 151 to 1602 code for a protein of 483 amino acids. Gene Ontology annotation, molecular function: protein binding. The transcript has 5 exons. Lineage: Eukaryota; Viridiplantae; Streptophyta; Magnoliopsida; Malpighiales; Euphorbiaceae.